This is a messenger RNA of Rotaria socialis, 651 nucleotides long. NCBI's taxonomy places the organism in Eukaryota, Metazoa, Rotifera, Eurotatoria, Philodinida, Philodinidae. The record is from the annotation of a GenBank genome assembly.
AUGCAAGUAAUGCAAGGCAAUUUACAAAAAGACACAACAUUUACGAAAAUAUUUGUUGGAGGUUUACCGUAUCAUACAACUGAUGAAACAUUACGAGCCUUUUUUUCUAAAUUUGGUGAUAUUGAUGAAGCAGUUGUCAUAACAGACCGAAGUACCGGAAAAUCUCGUGGCUAUGGAUUUGUAACAAUGGCACAAAAAGAAGGCGCAGACGAAGCUGUGAGAGAGCCAAAUCCAACUAUCGACGGGCGUCGUGCUAAUGUUAAUUUAGCAUAUUUAGGUGCUAAAAAUCGAACUGCGACUUUACCAUUCAAUUACAGUGUAAUUACUCGUAUGCCUACAUAUCAAUCGACUGCUGCUGCUUAUCCUUCCAAUGUUGUGUAUUAUCCAUUGGCUCAACAAUCAGGGCUUCAACAGCCUGUUUAUUUAGCGCCAACAAAUGCUGGAACAGCAACAUCCUGGCCGUCAAAUCUAUUUUCACAAUUUAAUCUUGCCAAUCUAUCAGCUGGAGGAACAACAAAUACGAAUGUAUCGACAACAUUAAAUAACGGAAAUACAGCAUCACCACAGACUGUUUAUGAAGUGCAACCUGCUCUAUUUGAAUCAACAACAUCAGCAACUGGACAACAAUUAUAUUGGCCGAGUUAUAAUUAA